AGUAUAAGUUUAGAUAGCGUGACUUGGUGUUGUUUUCUGUUUGUAUUUUAUUGAUUAAAAAGGUUCAAAAGCCGGUGAUGACUUACUACUUGUUUAGUUGAAAAGUUAAAAAAAGAAUCAUAUUAACCUGGUUUCAUUCCUAGAAAUAUCCGUCUAAAAAACAUAUUUUUCAAAAGUAGGUACAUAGAGUCACAAAGGAUAAUUCUGUGAGUUCGUGCCGGUGAAUCAUCAAAUCAUUACUUGCUUCUAAUUGAAGUGCGUGUUAAAGUGAGGACAGGAAUAUAAAAUGCCUCAUGUUUUUCAAUGAUUACAAACACAAUCGUUUUCAACACGACUGAAAAAAAAAAAAAAAUAAUUCAAGCAGAAUGAAUAUUAUUAAUUAAAUGUGCCAAAUCAAAGACAUUCCACUCCAUAUCAGCUCAUAUCUUUUCAAACAAUCAUAUUUUUUGUAAAUACUUUUGAAAACAUUGCUCAACACAAAAAUUUAAACAAAUAAUCGAAAUGGAUAAACGAAAUUUUGUAAGUCCUUUUGGACAACGCCCAUGGAUGGUGAAUUCAGGUGCUGCUGCACCUGCUGGACAAACCAAAGGCUUAAAGGGUAUUGUAGCUGGUGGUAUUACAGGAGGAAUCGAAAUUUGUAUUACAUUCCCAACGGAAUAUGUGAAAACACAAUUGCAAUUGGAUGAGAAAGGUGGAAAUAAACGCUACAACGGUAUCGCCGAUUGUGUUAAAAAGACAGUAAAAGAACGAGGUUUCUUUGGCCUUUACCGCGGGCUAAGUGUUCUUUUAUAUGGAAGUAUACCCAAAUCUGCAGCAAGAUUUGGAGCUUUUGAAUACUUCCGUGGAAACAUGGUCGACAGUAGAGGUCAAUUAAGUAAUUGUGGAAAAUUACUAUGUGGUUUGGGAGCGGGUAUAUGCGAAGCUAUUCUGGCUGUGACUCCAAUGGAGACAAUUAAAGUUAAGUUCAUCAACGACCAACGAAGUGCCAACCCACAAUACAAAGGAUUUGCUCAUGGUGUCAGAACCAUUGUUAAAAAUGAAGGUAUUUCUGGAAUCUACAAGGGUCUCACGCCAACCAUUCUUAAACAGGGAUCCAAUCAAGCCAUUCGAUUCUUUGUCGUCGAAAGUCUCAAGGAUCUGUAUAUGGGCGAUGAUCGAAGCAAGCCAGUUCCUAAACCAAUUGUUGGUCUAUUUGGUGCCAUUGCUGGUGCUGCAUCAGUAUUCGGUAAUACACCAUUGGACGUGGUGAAAACUCGUAUGCAAGGUCUCGAAGCAUCCAAGUAUAAAAACACUGUCGAUUGUGCUGUACAAAUUUGGAAGAAAGAAGGACCAUUUGCAUUCUACAAGGGCACAGUGCCCCGGCUGGGACGUGUGUGUCUCGAUGUUGGUAUUACAUUCAUGAUUUACGACUCGUUUAUGGACUUUUUCAACACAAUAUGGAAGUAAGGAGAGGCAUAGGGGGUCAUAGUGUGAUAUUUGGAGUUUGAGCUAAAUUAUGAGAUACUUAUAGAUAAGUUUAAGGUCCUAGUCGUUGAAUAUAAAUGAAAAACACCAACAAAAAAAGUCUACACACAAUUAAUCGACGAAAACUUAGCCAUGAUGCAGCAUUUUGUUUAUAAUUUUUUAAGCAGAAACUAAAAUAAAAAUCAGAAAAAAAAAAACAAUGAAAGCCAAUAACUUAUUUUUUUGAAACUAUUUAAAAAAAACAACACUAAAUUGUAAAUUUUUAGAAAAAAAAAUAAUUUUUUUCUAACAGCACCUAUAAUAUAAAUUAUGCUUUAAUGUUGUCAAAUCUUUUUAAAAGAACUGUCAAAGAAAAAAAUGUUUAAUUUUGUAAAAAUCUAAUACAAAGAAUAAUUUAAUGGAAAAUUAAUUAAAUAUCUAUACAAAAAUAAAUGCUUCAAUGUUUAUAUACAAAAGCCAAUUCAAAUAAUUUAA
Molecule: messenger RNA, 1938 nt
Organism: Episyrphus balteatus (marmalade hoverfly)
Lineage: Eukaryota; Metazoa; Arthropoda; Insecta; Diptera; Syrphidae
Gene: sea
Product: putative tricarboxylate transport protein, mitochondrial
Exons: 5
Coding region: 502-1446 (314 amino acids)
Biological process (GO): mitochondrial citrate transmembrane transport
Source: RefSeq, a predicted model, not a curated record